Messenger RNA from Cetraspora pellucida, 267 nucleotides. Lineage: Eukaryota; Fungi; Glomeromycota; Glomeromycetes; Diversisporales; Gigasporaceae. The record is from the annotation of a GenBank genome assembly.
AUGCAAUUAAUAUCCGAAUGUUUAAAUGCUCUUAAACACAGUGCAUUUUGGCUGCACUCUGAGAAACCUUCGCUUAUGAGCUUUUUGGAGUAUCGAUUACGUAACAACAAUUUGGAACAAGAAGAAAUAGAAUACAGUCGAUUUAGAAUUGAACUAGAAACUAUCUUCAAAUAUUAUGAUGAAACAUCUGAAACUGGAAAAAAAAGUGUUACAGCUGUUAAAAAAGUUCCAGGUAAAUGUACUUCAUUCGGUGCUAUACCACUUUGA